Messenger RNA from Fusarium redolens, 500 nucleotides. RefSeq lists its product as uncharacterized. The transcript is spliced from 3 exons. The record is from RefSeq and is a predicted model, not a curated record. The coding region runs from base 70 to 465 and encodes 131 amino acids. NCBI's taxonomy places the organism in Eukaryota, Fungi, Ascomycota, Sordariomycetes, Hypocreales, Nectriaceae.
CAACAGCAAUUUUCAGCCUUCACUCAUCUCACUGCUGGAUCGCUUUGAUCACCAACGGUACAGCCCAUCAUGUUUGCUCUACGAAGAAUCAUCGCCCGUCCGAUGCUGCGCGUCGCGACACGUCAGAUCCACGUGACAUCACGUCGAUUCGCCUCUGCUGACCAGCCUCCCAACAUGCAUCAACUCGAGUCGAUGAUGAAUGACCCUCAUAUCCGUGAGACUUUCGAGAAGCUGAGCCGUCAUCCUCCGGCCAUUGAGGCUAUGCAGAAGAUGGGAGAUGUUAUCAAGAGCAAGGGGCUUGACACUUCUCAGCCACCGAGUAAGAUGGAUAUCAUGAAGCUCAUGAUGGAUAAGGAAUUCCGUGAUGCGGCGACAACAUUGACCACUGAGAUGCAAAACGCUGGUGUCGAGAUUAACCCCGAUGUUGGUCGUACCUACCCGGCUCCUUGUCGUCUAUAUCACUGACAAUAUCAUUAGGUCUUCAUGAAGAUGAUGCAGGG